CCUGAACGCAGAAGAAGACACGGUGGACGGUUCUUGUGUUUGCAGCAGUGGCUAGAGAACCUCGACAUAAACCCAAUAAGAAGCCACACAGCUUUUCACACUGUGAAUGAUGACUUGAUGACUUUUCACACACACUGUGUUUCUCUUGUACAUGUGAUGUGAAUGUGGCAGUGCAGAGACUGUGGAAUAGAAGAGAGCAGUAGGUACACAAUGGCCAAGACAGUCAAGUUGAGGAUCAUCCUUGGUGAAAAUGAUGCCAGGAAACUAAUUUUGCCCUCAGGGUUUCCAGACUCAGUAGAAGAAUUGUGCCAGAUCAUCCAGACGAAUUUUGGAUUACAAGGAGACAUACGACUUCAGUAUCAGGAUUCAGAUUUUGGAAAUGACUUCAUUAACUUGUCAGAAAUGUCAGAAAUAGAAGACAAAGCAACCAUUAAAGUGAUCUUCAUGCAAAAUGAUACAGAAAGAGAGGACACAGAAAUAAUACACACCAAAGAACACCGGGGCCUGCUAGAUUCCUCAUCAGUCUCCUCUGUCGACACAGAUUCAGAUACACUGCCUUUUUCUUCCCCGGAUUCUGCUGAUUCAACGCGAUCAACAAGGUCGUCAACCUGGCCAAGUGUUUUCACAAUCCCUGUUUUCAGCUAUGAUGCUGAAAUUCAGCUGGAGAAGGCCAAUGCUGAGUAUAGUGCAAAUGGAACUAGCUUCAGCCUCCCACCCAAACUCAAAUCACACAUUUUGGAACGACUGGGAGAUGAGAUCUUAAAAUUCAAAGCUUACCCAACUGAUAAUGAUCUGAAUGAUGUUGCAGAAGCCCUAGUGAAAAGGCAUCCGUGCCUGUGGGAAAAGGGAUCAUUUAAUGGAUGUUAUGGGUGGAAAAUUAGCCUUAAAUAUAAAAUGGCCAAUUUUCGGACCAAGCUCAGAGCCCUGGGAUGUCCAGAGGUGACAGUAAAUUCACUGAAGAACAAACCUCAAGCCUUGGCAGCACUGAAUGUCAAGAAACCAAAAAGAGCAGAAGUGAACUAUUGUCCACAGCAUCCAAAGGGAGAAACAACUGAAAGCCUUGAAAAGGAGAGAGUUGCACUGCUCUCGGAGAUCAAGAAGCGAAACAAUGACCAGGUAGUGACAGAGAAAAUGGAGAAGACCUUCUCGUACCGAAGGCAUGAAAUUAUCCAAGGCGAACCUCUGGUUGCAGACUUCAAAAGCAGGUGGCCAGCCCUUUUCACUGUGACAGAGAUCAGUAGAGAGUUCAUGCGCAUAUCCACUGUGCCUUUGCUGCCAAAGUUCUUUGCUGCCCUUGACCAGCACUCGACACGCCUGAUGGAAAUUUAUCAGCACAAAGGUGGAGUGGUUGGGAAGAAAAUCAAAAGUCUCAUGGUACCCAUCUCUCAGAAUGACACCAUACAUGUGAGACGAGCAUGCAUCCUCAAGUCUCUGUGCGCCUACCUGAAUGAAGACCCCGAGAAACUUGUGAAGGAGUACAAGAACACAGACACUGAGGCAAAGACGUCCAUGGAGCAGACUGUCAUGGGAGUGUAUGUCGUUCAAGAGGAUGGUGGAGAUCCCAAGGAUGACCCAGUGGACAUUGGUGUCCUGAUUGAAGGCAUGGAGGUACUCAGUGAUUUGGACAGCGUUGCCCAAGCUUGUGCCUUGUUGUUUGGACUAAUAUACUGUUUGAACCUAAGCUACCCCCAAGAGCUUAGUUAUUUUUUCGAAGUCCUGCAGAAGAUCUUUCUCAAUCUGGAUGGGCAGAGGCUGUCAAAAAAGGCACAAUUUCUGAAAAACAAACUGCUGGAGUGAGGGAUCAUUAAAAGACUGAGAGAAAUCAUUCCUGUGUGCUCAGAAAGUUGCCCAUUGGACUUAUCUUUGUAUGGUUCACAUUAGGUUCGAAAAGUAUUUUAAAGGUUGCACUGUUUGACUUGAAUUUUUUAAGCCUAGAAGAGGCUGUAUUGUUCACUUUUAAUUGUUAAAGCUUAAAAUCUGCGUUUCAAUCAUUUGUGUGUUGGAAAUGCAUCCCUUGAGCAGUAAUCAGUAAAGCAGUAAAAAAUCAUUCAGCACUCAAACGUGCUAGUCCUUCUUUCUGAACCCCCCAAACAUACAUGCUAUACACAUGCUCACCCUGAUUUAUAAAAAUAGAGCUGACAUUGUAUUAAUAUAAAUGCUUUUAUCAAAAGGGGAAAAAAAUCAUUUCUCUAAUCUGCUUAAGCUCCACUUUUGCUGCAGAGGCUGAUAAAAGUUUGGCUAAACCUUUGCCAAAUGUUUUUAUUUUUGCAUUUGUUUCAGCUGUUUGAUUAUGCAUUUUCAUUUAUUUUUUUUUUUAAAUAACUCAGGCAGUGUUGGCACUUAGACACAUAAUAUUAUAAAAAUACAUAAAAAAAAACAAAAUUUUACAUUUUAUGUUUUCAUUGAUGUCCACUGACUUGAAGACAUGGUCAACUUUUCAGUUUGCAUUAACCUCAAUGACAGGUUAAAGAGCCCGAAUACAAUGUCAAAAGGCUGGUGUAUUGUUUCUGUUUAUGCCUUGUAUGUCAAUGUGAAAUUUGACUGUUUGAAUGUCAGCUAAUGGUUUUGAAAGUUU
Myripristis murdjan (pinecone soldierfish) is the source of this 2575-nucleotide messenger RNA. RefSeq lists its product as uncharacterized. The transcript has 7 exons. The record is from RefSeq and is a predicted model, not a curated record. The coding region runs from base 163 to 1797 and encodes 544 amino acids. Lineage: Eukaryota; Metazoa; Chordata; Actinopteri; Holocentriformes; Holocentridae.